UGAGUGAGAGGGGUAUUUAUCCUAAAAAAAAGUUUAAGCCAGAUAGGAGGAGAGCCUUAUCUUUGUGAGGCUGAAAUUGUAGAAACCUUGUCUGUAUCGCUGUUUAUUUUAACUAAUUAUACAUUCAUUCUGUAGUUUGCAGUUAGUUCAUGUUAGUUGAAUGGGGAGUAGUGCUGUAUAUUGUAGUGGAUUGCUAUGUUGUUCCCAGUUGCGGUCGAGCAAUUCAAGGGUCGUGUUGGGCUUAUCGGUGUUGGAACAGGUGGAUAAGGAGUUAAUGAAGGGAGAUGAAAGGGCUGCAUUGUCUCUUGUCAAGGAUUUGCAGGGCAAACCUGGUGGUCUUAGGUGUUUUGGCGCCGCUAGACAGGUUCAUGCAGGUACCACAGAGGCUUUAUUCCUUGGAUGAAUUGAAGUUGAAUGGAAUAGAAGCCGUAUCUCUUCUAUCACCAGUUGAUGCCACCCUUGGAGCAAUUGAAAGAAAUCUGCAAAUUGCUGCUAUAUUAAGUGGUUCUGCUGCAUGGUAUGCGCUUGAUUUGAGCCCACAACAGAUCCUUUUUGUUUCUCUGGGGGUUCUGUUUCUGUGGACUCUAGACUUGGUUUCUUUCAAUGGAGGAGUUGGUGCUUUGGUCCUUGACACAAUUGGCCAUACUUUCAGUCAGAAGUACCAUAACAGGGUUAUUCAACAUGAAGCUGGGCAUUUCUUGAUUGCCUACUUGCUGGGUAUUCUUCCUAAGGGGUAUACACUCACCAGUUUGGAUGCUUUAAAGAAGGAAGGAUCGUUAAACAUCCAAGCAGGAACAGCCUUUGUGGACUUUGAAUUUAUUGAGGAAGUAAAUAGAGGAAAAGUAACAGCCACGGUAUUAAUCUCCGUUAACUAUCAUAUGCUGAACAGGUUUUCAUGUAUCGCGCUAGCAGGUGUAGCAACUGAGUAUCUUUUGUUCGGGUAUGCUGAGGGAGGUCUGUCUGACAUUAAUCAGUUGGAUGCAUUACUGAAAAGCCUGGGAUUUACACAGAAGAAAGCUGAUUCGCAGGUGAGAUGGGCUGUAUUGAACACAAUCCUCAUUUUGCGACGCCAUGAGAAGGCACAAUCAAAGCUUGCAGAGGCAAUGACUCAAGGGAAAUCUGUGGGCGUCUGCAUUGAUACUAUUGAGAAAUUCAUUAACGACAAUGAUUUGUAGCUUUAUUUAUCUUAUGAUCCGUCAUAUAAUUACUGAUGUCCCCUAUGGGCUAUGAAACUCCUUCAUUCUCUAUAUAAAGUGAUCUUUUGUGUGAAA
Molecule: messenger RNA, 1271 nt
Organism: Solanum dulcamara
Lineage: Eukaryota; Viridiplantae; Streptophyta; Magnoliopsida; Solanales; Solanaceae
Exons: 7
Coding region: 285-1175 (296 amino acids)
Biological process (GO): proteolysis
Molecular function (GO): ATP binding; ATP-dependent peptidase activity; metalloendopeptidase activity
Source: RefSeq, a predicted model, not a curated record